CAUUAUACUUUGUCAAACACACGUUCACACCACACCCAGUUUCGAUUUUUUGCAGCAAACAACAACAAUAUUAACAAAUAAAUAUUCACAGUGCAAUUGUCAAUUAAGGUGGUUGUUUUGUACUGUUGUUUGCUUGAUUUGGCUUCCAAUUUCAGCUGCCGUGUGGGGACUUCUUCUUCAUUAUCAUCAUCUUCUCUGUGGAAUUUCAACUCUUUCUCUUCAUUCUCCUCUGUUUUGGAUUCAAUGGCUCAAGUGGGGCUUCUCUUUCUCAGAAUCUAACUACAAAAAAAAGGGAUUUUUGUCAUUUUGUUCAGUUCAGAGAACCUGAAACUUUUGUUAUAAAAUUUUCUAUUUGGAUUAGAGGUGAGUUUCAAUCUCAAGAUACAAUUUUUUUCACUUCAAGGCCUGCAAUUGAUCUUAAAAAGGGCUGUUACAGUUUGGUUAGAAUGAAAAUGAAGUGGUUUCUUCCAUUCUACUAUGGAGAGAAGAAGGAAGAUCCUAAGAGCUUGCAAUUGCCUUCAUUAUCGGGUCUGUCCAACAUUUCUACUUAUGAUGAGGGUGAGGUGAAAAGAACUGGUUCUGAGUCAAGUUCCCUGGAUGCCUCGAGCCAUAGCACAGAUUCUCUCAGGAGGAAUGCAUUUCCCAGUUUGUCUGAAAGACCCAGCAACCUGAGAGUAUUUACAGUAGCUGAACUGAAAUCAGCCACAAAGAAUUUUGGUCGCUCUGUUAUGCUUGGGGAGGGUGGGUUCGGGUGUGUCUACAAGGGAAUGAUCAAGAGUGUAGAUGAUCCUCCCAGAAGAACUGAAGUUGCAGUUAAACAACUUGGCAGAAGAGGAAUUCAGGGACACAAGGAAUGGGUAACUGAAGUGAAUGUUCUGGGUAUUGUUGAGCAUCCCAAUCUUGUAAAACUAGUUGGCUACUGUGCUGAUGAUGAUGAAAGAGGAAUCCAGCGGCUUCUGAUUUAUGAAUAUAUGCCCAAUAGAAGUGUCGAACACCAUCUCUCCCCACGGUCAGAAACUCCUCUCCCAUGGAGUAGGAGAUUGAAAAUAGCCCAAGAUGCAGCUCGUGGCUUAACAUAUCUGCAUGAGGAAAUGGAUUUUCAGAUAAUUUUCAGAGAUUUCAAAUCUUCAAAUAUUCUGCUGGACGAGCACUGGAAUGCAAAGUUGUCGGACUUCGGGUUAGCAAGAUUGGGACCAGCUGAAGGGUUAACUCAUGUCUCAACAGCGGUUGUAGGAACAAUGGGCUAUGCAGCUCCUGAAUAUAUUCAAACUGGGCGUCUCACCUCGAAGAGUGAUGUAUGGAGCUAUGGUGUUUUCCUUUAUGAACUCAUUACUGGCAGGCGCCCUCUGGAUCGAAAUCGCCCCAAGGGUGAGCAGAAGCUGUUGGAUUGGAUAAGGCCAUACCUUUCAGAUGGGAAGAAAUUUCAAAUAAUAUUGGAUCCAAGACUUGAGAGGAAACACAUCUUCAAGUCAGCCCAAAGACUCGCGGUGAUAGCUAAUCGGUGCUUGGUCAGAAACCCGAAGAAUCGCCCUAAGAUGAGUGAAGUAUUAGAAAUGAUGGAUCAGGUUGUGAAGUCUUCAGUGAGUGCUAAUCAACAGCCACCAUUGAGGAGUGUUGCCUCAGCAGAAGCUUCUCCGGACACUGACAUUAAGAACAAGAAAAGGACCAUAGAUUCAAAACCAGAUUGUAAUUGGUUUAGGAUUUGGAGACCAAAGCUUUUGAGAACAUUUUGAUUACUUAGCUUUAAAUGUAUCAACUGUCAAGGUUAUGAAUUACAGGUAAAGUUUCAUUAUAAGAAGAAUCAUCUAUAAUUGUUAGGCUUUAAAUGUAUCAACUGUCAAGCUUUUGUUAAUGCUAUGCCGUCAUAAGAAAAACUCUAACCUAUUCAUCUC
This is a messenger RNA of Lotus japonicus, 1892 nucleotides long. Its product is annotated as serine/threonine-protein kinase PCRK1-like. Gene Ontology annotation, molecular function: ATP binding; protein kinase activity. Bases 447 to 1733 code for a protein of 428 amino acids. Gene Ontology annotation, biological process: protein phosphorylation. NCBI's taxonomy places the organism in Eukaryota, Viridiplantae, Streptophyta, Magnoliopsida, Fabales, Fabaceae. The record is from RefSeq and is a predicted model, not a curated record. The transcript is spliced from 5 exons.